Paramormyrops kingsleyae is the source of this 3871-nucleotide messenger RNA. Its product is annotated as kelch-like protein 33. The record is from RefSeq and is a predicted model, not a curated record. Lineage: Eukaryota; Metazoa; Chordata; Actinopteri; Osteoglossiformes; Mormyridae. Gene Ontology annotation, molecular function: protein binding.
UAAGUGUGCACUCUACUGGAAAUGAAUCCUCUGACCCUGUUUCUAUAAUUAGUGGGUUGUUUAUAUCUAGAGUUAGUGUUGAGUGUGGGAGAAUCUGAAUACAUUGAGGACAGGCAAAAGUAGAAUGGGAAAGUCUGAAAAUGUAAUACCCAGUUUAAGUAUUUUUAAGCAGUUUUCAGUUGCUAUAAUUCAGGAAUGGAUAUAAACAAACAUUUACCAAAGGAAUGGGAGGAAAAGUGGAAAGCAGAAAAAGAACAGAGGAAGAAAAUGCAAGCAGAAGGGGGUGAAGGACUGGAGGCGGAAAACAGGAAACUGCAAUGGAUCAAGGCUUAUAACAGCCACAGAAUGGGAGUGAAAGAGUCAAACAUCAAGGGUAAAACAGAAAGGAAGGAAAACGAAGCGGUAAAUCCAACUGAAUAUGAAGAACAAGGAGAGGAUGAGGGGGAGAAGGAGACCAAGACAUACUACAAACAAUCAUACACUGUGGAGAUUUUCCAGGCUCUGAAAGACUUCAAGGAAUCUCUGGUCCUUACAGACCUGACUCUUAGCACUGCAGAUGGUAGACGGCUGUGCACUCACUCCUCUGUCAUGGCUGCUGUUAGCACCCUGCUCCAUCGGCAGGUACAACAAAGGGACAAAGAGAAAAAUGCCCAGAAGGAACAGAGUGAAGCUGACCUGAGUUGCCCUGAUGGGGAACUGUGUGUAUCUCUGGGUCCAGAGAUAGAAUUUGCAGGUCUUGCUUCUGUAGUGGAAUUUGCCUACACUGGCACUAUUCUGGGGCUCACUGGCCAGAGAGUAGCUCAGGUUCAGGCUGCAGCUCAUGCGCUGGAGGCUUCCAGAGUGCUGGAGGUCUGCAGUGAGAAAGAGGAACAGCAAUUUAAAGUAGAGGAGGUGCAAAGGGAGAGGAAAAUAGAAAGAAAACUUAAAGAGAGUCUUCAAUGCAUCAGGCAGCUAUGGAUGGAGAAGUUGGGUUGUGAUGUGGAGCUGGAAGCUGAAGGCCAAAGCUUUCAUGCACACCGAGUGAUCCUGGCUGCCUCCAGUGACUAUUUCCGUGCGAUGUUCACCAGUGGCAUGAGAGAAUCCCAUCAGCCAAUUAUCACACUCCUGUCCCUGGGUUCUGUGGAGCUAGAAACCCUCAUUGACUGCUCCUACUCUGGGACUUUGCCACUUGGCUGGGAUUCUGUUUUCCAGCUUACCUGUACUGCCCUCCAGCUCCAAAUACAGCCCGCUCUAUCCCUAUGUCUUGAUUUUUUGCACAAGGAGAUAGAUGCAAACUCAUGUCUGGAUGUGGCUUCUUUUGCUGAGGCUUAUGGGAUGCCUGCACUACAAGAGCUAGCAGAAGACUUCAUUUUGAGGUGUUUCCCAGAAGUGGCAGCCACUCCUAAGUUUCUUGACUUGCCUCCAGAGAAACUUUAUGAUUACUCCAGCUCUGACUCCCUCUGUGUACCUUCUGAGCUGGCUGUGUUUCGAGCAAUAGUGGCAUGGAUUGAAGCCAAUCCUAAAGAGAGAUUAGGGUUGGCUAAGCAACUCAUGACAGGGGUGCGGUUCCCGUUGAUGACGUUCCGGGAGUUCAGAGAGGUGCGAGCCAUCAACCUACGUAUGGAGUGCGAUGGUGAGAAAGAGGUGGACCUGUACGGUGCGGCGUUGAAGGAGUUUGGGUUUGGCUUAUCUGAUUCUCUGCAAAAGUGCAGAGUCCGCCAUCCAAAGGACACCCUGCUAGUUGUCGGAGGAGACCAACUAGACCCUGAUUUUGGGCAACGCCUACCAAGUAGACAGCUGUGGUUCAUUAACUCCCUGCGCAACCGAACUGGCCUAGUGAAAGAGGUAGAGUGGAGGUUACUGGGAGAGAUGCCAGAUUCUGCCCGAUUCCGACAUGGAUUGGCUGUCCUUGGAGGUCAGGUAUACAUUGCUGGGGGGUGUGACUAUUAUGCAAAGGGUGACACUCUCAAAUCAGCCUACAGGUAUGAUCCUGUACAGAACACCUGGCAGAGGCUGGCAGAUAUGCAUGAGUUCCGGAGCAACUUCUCACUAGUGGUUCGAGGGGAAAAGCUGUACGCCAUGGGAGGAGACAAGGAAAUCAACACUAACUUAGCCACUGUAGAAUGCUACUGUCCUGAUAAAAACCACUGGAGCUUUGCUCAUCCUCUUGACCAAGCCUCGAGUGGGUAUGCAGCUACGGUUUGGGAAGGAGAGAUCUUCAUAUCAGGGGGAUUCAACUGCAAGUACCAGUGCCUAGUGUCUAUGUUCCUCUACCACCCAGAAAGAGGAACCACCUACCUGAGUGACAUGAGUCAAGAUCGAGCCGAGCACUGCAUGGAGAAACUGACUUGCCGGUUGUAUGUAGCUGGGGGAGUUUGCAACCUGCGUAAAUUCUACACAGACCAGCUAUUCUGUGAGAGUUAUGACCCAAUGACAGACUGCUGGAGUUCCAUCCCUUCUCUCCCCAUACCCCACGUGGGUGCUGCCUCCGCAGUUCUUGAAGGUAAAGUCUACAUCCUGGGAGGCUACAGCCAAGAGGAUUACAGUGAGUCUGCACUACUGCAUCGGUACGACCCUGCAAGUCUCCGCUGGGAGAACAUGGGCCGAAUGCCCGGACCCAAAACUGAUAUACGAGCCUGUGUGCUCCGGCUGCCACCACACUUAAGAAGCUGAUAAGUGUCCCUCACACACCCAGACAGCCGCAAGGGGAGUAGCUAGAAAUGCUGGGCCUCCUGGCAAAAUGUCACCUUGUGUCCCAGGCUUUCUUCAAUCUAAAGAAAUAUCGGUCCCAGGGUUGAUGGAAUUUGCCGACUGAGGAGAGACCCCACAGUAUAUUUUGGGGCCCAUAGAAAGUGCUGAGUCCCCUGAAUCUGCCAAGGUAUCCAUGCCCCUCUGACACCUGUGGCCGCAGCCAGUUUAUUCAUCUCACAUAAUUUGCUUUAUUACAAUGAUUUGUCCUUACUGACUUGAUUGUUUUUCACCAGCAUACUCACAACACACCCUGCUGCUGUCCUCCUCUAUUUCGCACAUUCACACCCUUCUACAAAUAUGUACCCGGCCCGUAUAUUAUAAUCAGUCUUAAUAUCUCAAUGUUUCUCAGGAAUUUCUUGACCGACGCAAGUAAUCCCUUCCAAAAAGCAUUAGGUAUGUCGAAUUGUGUAACUUGGAUUUACCUUUAUCAUUCAAAACACUUUAUAGAAAAAACAUAAACAAACAUAAACAUACUCCAAAAAUAUAGUACUACUAAAUACUAAUGAAGAUAUAUAAUAUAAUUUUAAACAUUUACAUGUUACCAUUUUGUGUUAGUGCUUCCUUUAAUGAUGGUUACUGAUUUUUGAGUUGGUUGUAUAUAAGUUGAGAGUUGCCGGUAUGCCCUCUCACUAAUAAUAUCCUUCUUCCAUAUCACAGUUACUUUAUCGCAAAGAUAAGUUCAGUUUCGUUCUCUCUGCAUGUACUCCGUCUGUAUACUGUCUUCGUAUUUAUUUCUGUGAUGUAGCGCACCACCCCCUAGUGGCACAAUUUAGCUUGCAGUUCGGUGCCAUAUUUAAUGAUGAUAGGGCAAAAACGUAUUUGUUUUGCUUUUAUAUGGAAGCUCAAAGUAAUUUUUUAAGUCUAAAUAAAGUCUUCUUUAUUAACUGUAUUAUUUGUCCAUUAUAAAUGUAAUCGAUUUAUUUAAAGCAUAAAUGGUCAUGUUCCUUAUACUAAUUCUUAUUUCAAGCUUUUCAACAGUUUACAGAGCAGGAUCUUUCACUGGUGUAAUUUAGUUUACAAACCUUUAUUAUGUCUGUCAAUGUAAUGUAUACAUAUACUAAAAUAAACAACUACCUACCUGAAUAAUAUAUCAGAUUGUUUAAUUUACCAUUGGGUAUUUGUUGACACAGUUGUGCAUGUG